Molecule: messenger RNA, 1182 nt
Organism: Ectocarpus sp. CCAP 1310/34
Lineage: Eukaryota; Phaeophyceae; Ectocarpales; Ectocarpaceae
Source: the annotation of a GenBank genome assembly
UCGCGCCCUCCACACUAUUCCUCGAACGCGUAGGCCAUCACACCCGAGGGCAAAUUGCCGCAGCAACUGCGAUACGUGUUCAUCCAGAAGGGUUCCACCAAGCGUUUCAGCGAUGUGAAGGGAGCCAUCCAGCGCGUACAACGUAUCUGGUGUGGGUCCCCAGCCGGUAAGGCUGGUGCACCAUUCAUACUCGGUGGGGACGAGGAGACGUACAAGCACAUGUACCACGUCAUGGCACAGGAGUCGAGCGAGUACCGACAAGUCCGUCGCUACCCCGGCGAUUGGCAUUUGCUGUUGCACAUGGCCAAGGCGAUGCUUACGCGGUACUGGGGUGCUGGCGUGGAGUUCGUGGCGAAGGAUUUGGGCAUAGACGAGUCGAAGUCGGGGGAGGGGAGCAACUACCGUCGGGCCUUCCACCACAUAACGUGGUUUUUGGCGGCGUUUAUGGCUCUGUGUCGACAGGAAUACUUGAAGAGCUUGCAGACGCCAGGUGACAGACCGGUGGAAGAGGACAAGGUGGUCGACGGGGUGGUUCGGUGGAUAGUGGCACGGGCGGAGUCUCACAAGACUUUCGCAGUGUGGAAGCAGUUCCUCCUCCACGACUACCCUGCGUACAUCGCCUUCCCAACUGCCCUGCGUACGGGGAACUUCAGGCUAAGGCUUGAAGGCCUUCGCCGUAUCGCCCCCGUUUUUUCCAUCACCGGCAAAGACAAGUACCACUUCCUCGUGGUAGAUCAUCUGACGGAGGUGUCGCGUUAUUCGCGCAAUGAUAUGAGGGUCGUAUCCGAGCUAUUCUCCGUCUCACUCGGCCCUGACACGUUUGCACGAAUCGGCUUGGACGAGCGGCAGGUGUCCAAUCGUCUCUACAAGACAUUGACGAAAAGGAUUCUUUCGAGCACGAUAGAAAAGCUGGCACCGAUUGCCCAGCUGCGUGAAGUCGACAUCUUCGACUUCGAAUCGUAUUUCAUCGAGAAACCACGCACGGACAGGGACCGUUGCAGAGAGUUGGCGGUGAAACGUGCACCAGCAGUCAGGGCGGCGAUGGACUGCUUGAGAGAGAGCCCGGCAUGUGAAGGCGACGAUGGAAAGACAAGGUCGUGGCGUUGGACAGGAGAGUGUUUCCGCCGGUCAAGUGGCUAGAGAUUCUCGACUCGCCCGCUGAGGCUCGUACGAAAAUGCGCG